Thamnophis sirtalis is the source of this 855-nucleotide messenger RNA. NCBI's taxonomy places the organism in Eukaryota, Metazoa, Chordata, Lepidosauria, Squamata, Natricidae. The record is from RefSeq and is a predicted model, not a curated record.
GUUUUUUCAAAGAUGACCGCAUCGUAUUCUGGACAUGGAUGUUUUCCACCUACUUUAUGGAGAAAUGGGCCCCGAGGCAAGAUGAUAUGCUCUUCUAUGUUCGCAGGAGGCUGGCCUACGUUAGCGGAGAUGGCGUAGAAGAAAAGAAGGUUGACGUUGAAGUAUAUCGCAGAGAUUCCAAGAAGCUUCCAGGUUUGGGUGAUCCUGACAUUGAUUGGGAGGAGUGCGUCUACCUGAACCUUAUACUACAGAAGCAAGUCUUUGCAUCUCCAAGUAAACACCCCAUGGACAGCAAGGGCGAGGAAUCGAAGAUUAGCUAUCCAAACAUAUUUUUUAUGAUUGACAACUUUGAAGAGGUAUUUAGUGACAUGACUGUAGGGGAAGGCGAGAUGGUUUGCGUGGAGCUGGUGGCCAGUGACAAAAGUAACACUUUCCAAGACGUUAUUUUCCAGGGAUCCAUCCGCUAUGAGGCCCUCAAGAAGGUCUACGAUAAUAGGGUGAGCGUGGCAGCGAAAAUGGCACAGAGAAUGUCCUUUGGUUUUUAUAAAUACAAUAAUAUGGAGUUUGUGCGUAUGAAGGGGCCUCAGGCCAAAGGACAUGCGGAAAUGGCAGUGGGUCGCGUUUCCACAGGUGACACGUCUCCUUACGGUACAGAAGAAGAUUCGAACCCAGGCUCACCGCUGCAUGAGCGAGUCACAUCCUUCAGCACCCCUCCAACGCCAGAACGCAACAGCCGCCCUUCCUUUUUCUCCCCGUCCCUCAAGAGGAAGGUGACCCGAAAUCGAAUCGCGGAGAUGAAGAAAUCCCACUCAGCCAACGACAGCGAGGAAUUCUUUCGGGACGAUGAAGAUGGAG